Oikopleura dioica is the source of this 1386-nucleotide messenger RNA. NCBI's taxonomy places the organism in Eukaryota, Metazoa, Chordata, Appendicularia, Copelata, Oikopleuridae. The record is from the annotation of a GenBank genome assembly.
AUGCCAAAGGCCCUUUUAUUGAUAAGAAUUUAUUUCUCCCGAAAUAAUUUAGGCGAGGAAAGAUGCGUCCUUUCCGCUUGGAAUACAAAGUCCGCCGAUUCCUAUUCCUUGGGCGAAUGGUCCGACUCAGAUUGCUCGACAGUUCGCCCUUGGGUCUGCACAAUGCCAUUUCAGCCGAAUCUGCCAGAUUUGCCCCUCCCGAAUCCAAAUAAUUGCCCUUCUGGAAUGCUUCCUUUCGGCGCGGAUUGCUACGCAUUUUCUGAUGAAAAAUUUACGUUUGACGAUGGACGGGCUUAUUGUGAUAAUACAUUUGGAAAGGAAUUUAAGAAGGGCAAAGCGGAUUUGGCCUCGGUCAUUCAUCCCUAUGAAAAUGAAUUUAUACAGAGUAUGCUUGGCGGUGAUUUGACUGGCAGACGAGCUCCAGAACGAGUUUGGCUUGGCCUUCACAUGCCCUCUUCCGGCGAAUUCACUUGGUCAGAUGGCCAUCAUUUCGACUUUUCCAAUUGGUGGAGCGACGAGCCGCAAACUCACUCUGGCGGAGCAGGAGGAACCAUGGAACCAAGCGGUAGAUGGCGCAGUGCUCCCAAGAGCGCCAAGUAUCCGGUCAUCUGCAAAGGGCAGUUUACGUAUCGAGACGAGGAUAGCGUCCAUGAUUAUAGAGGAGAGCUGCUCAACUGCAGUACUCACAGGGACCAUUCUUGGCACCAGUACAAGGAGUACUGUAUUCACGCUACUUCGCAAGAGAGAACUUGGACAGAAGCGCAAAAUCAUUGCCAGACAGCAUACUCGAUUCCAGCAAAUCUGGCCUCAAUUCACGAUUCCGAAAUGAACGAAUACAUCUUCAAAAUGGUCCAAAAAACGAGCAACCAAGAAGCAUGGAUUGGCCUGUCGAAGCAUUAUUCGAAAGGUUAUGAAUGGGCAGAUUCUUCUGGCGUAAAUUAUCUGAACUGGGCCUCAGGUGAGCCAAGUGAGGUUGCACUUGGAGAGGCUGAUUGCACGGAGAUGAACAAGGCGGGAAACUGGAACAACAGAGACUGCAACAGAAAGAAACUGGCGUCUGUUUGCUCUCAUGCGAGGAAAUGGUCAAAUUGCCAAGUUGCAGAGGGGGAAAAAGAACCUUGCGGUUAUGCCGGCGUCACUGAAUCGAUAUGCAUGGACACAUUCAAAUGCUGUUACGACCCGAACUCGUCGAUGAAAUGCUUCAUUCCUGCGAAUUCAAACUCUAAAAAUCACAAAGAAGAUUCUGAUGGAAUGUCUCCCGGAGGCGCUGCUGCUUUGACCGCUUUUUGUUUUCUUACUUUGCCGGGAGUCAUCUGGGCCGUCAUGAAAUUUUCUGGACGAAAUCAAAUUACUUCGGGCUUUUCGAAUCCACAAGCCAAUUUUUAA